CGCUCACGGGGGGUUCAAGCUCGCGCUUUCGCUUCACGGUCUGUGUGAGUGAAGCUAGGACUGCGAUGGCGAGCGCGAGAGCGGCGGGAGCGCUGGUGAGGUCUGCGUUCAGCAGAUACGGGCAUUUCUCAGUGAAUGGACGCCGCAGCCUGUCUGCGUCAGCAGCUUUGUCAGCUCGUACUCAUGUUAAUUAUGAGGUCAAAGAUAAUGUGGCAGUUAUCAGGAUCAACGAUCCCACCUCCAAGGUGAACACGCUGACGAGGCAGCUGCAGGAUGAUAUGAUGGAGGUGCUGAAUGAGGUUUGGGGGAACAGUGCAGUAAAGAGCGCUGUGGUAAUCUCCACCAAACCAGGCUGCUUCAUCGCAGGGGCCAACCUCGAUAUGCUGAAGGCCUGUAAGAGUGCAGAAGAAGUGUCUGGGCUCUCAAAGGAAGGACAGAUGAUGUUUGAGAAGAUAGAGAAAUCGCCCAUCCCCUUUGUGGCAGCUAUUAAUGGCACCUGUAUGGGUGGCGGCCUGGAGUUUGCGAUCGCGUGUCAUUACCGUGUGGCCACUAAGAGUAAGAAAACGGCUAUGGCCUUCCCGGAGGUGAUGCUGGGGCUGCUGCCGGGGGCCGGAGGCACUCAGAGAAUGCCCAAAAUGCUGGGUCUUCCUACUGCAUUUGAUGUGAUGCUGACUGGCAGGAGCAUUCGAGCAGACAAGGCGAAGAAGAUGGGCCUCGUCCACCAUGUGAUCGACCCACUGGGUAAGACGGGUGUGAAGGACCCUGAGGAGAGGCUUAUAGACUAUCUGGAGGAGGUGGCAGUGGGCGUGGCUAAAGGCCUGGCUAAUAAGACCGUGACUGUGGAGAAGAAGAAAGGCCUCAUGCAGAAGGUGCAGGACGCAGUGUUGGGAAUUCCCUUAGUGAGGAAGCAGGUCUACAAAACGGUCACCCAGAAAGUGAUGAAACAGACCAAAGGCCUUUAUCCAGCACCGCUCAAGAUCAUAGAGGCUGUGCAGGUGGGAGUGGAGAAGGGUCCAGCUGAAGGAUACCAUGUAGAGUCAGUGAACUUCGGUAAGCUGGCGAUGACCCCCGAGAGCAGAGCUCUGAUUGGCCUGUAUCAGGGUCAGGUGGCCUGCAAGAAGAACAACUUUGGAAAACCGGAGAGAGAAGUGAAGAACUUGGCGAUCCUGGGGGCGGGGCUGAUGGGAGCAGGUAUCGCCCAGGUAACAGUGGAUAAGGGCGUGGCCACUAUCUUGAAGGACACAACAGCAGAGGGACUAGCCAGAGGACACGAUCAGGUCUACAAGGGAUUGAACGAUAAAGCCAAGAAGAAGAGCAUAACAACGUUUGAGAGGGACAUGACUCUGUCCUUCCUGACGGGUCAGCUGGACUACAGCGGCUUCGAGAAGGCUGACAUGGUGAUAGAGGCAGUGUUUGAGGAUCUGUCAAUCAAACACAAAGUGCUGAAGGAAGUGGAAGCUGUGGUUCCUCCACACUGUAUUUUUGCCUCCAACACAUCAGCUUUGCCCAUCAGGGCAAUCGCAGCGGCCAGCAAAAGGCCCGAGAAGGUGAUCGGGAUGCACUAUUUCUCGCCGGUGGAUAAGAUGCAGUUGCUGGAGAUCAUCACCACGGAUAAAACCUCUAAGGACACCACAGCUUCAGUCGUGGCUCUGGGGCUCAAACAGGGCAAAGUCAUCAUCGUGGUCAAGGAUGGUCCAGGAUUCUACACUACGCGCUGUCUGGCUCCUACACUAGCAGAAGCUAUCAGGGUCCUGCAGGAAGGGGUGGGGCCAAAGAAGCUGGACUCCUUGACGACAGGUUUUGGUUUUCCUGUGGGGGUCUCGGCUCUGAUAGACGAGGUGGGCGUGGACGUGGCGGCUCACGUGGCAGAGGAUCUUGGGAAGGCGUUUGGUUCGCGGUUUGGAGGCGGGAACGUGGACGUGCUGAAGACCAUGAUAGAGAAAGGCUUCAAAGGCCGUAAGUCUGGUAAGGGCUGUUAUGUAUACGGGGCCAAGAAGAAGGAUAAGCAGGUGAACUCUGGAGCUGAGGAGAUUCUGAAAGCCUUCAAACUAACAGCGCCCCCUGCUGUGUCUGGAGAUGAGGACGUGCAGUACCGGCUGGUGUCCCGCUUUGUGAACGAGGCAGCUCUGUGUCUGCAGGAGGGCAUUCUGCCUGAUCCUGUACAGGGAGACGUCGGAGCCGUGUUUGGGCUGGGUUUCCCUCCCUGCCUUGGAGGUCCAUUCCGUUUUUUGGACUCGUUCGGAGCAGAUAAACUGGUCCAGAAGAUGAGGAAGUAUGAGGACGCUUACGGAAAUCAGUUCACCCCUUGCCAGCUCCUCUUAGACUACGCCAAGGACCCCAGCAAGAAGUUCCACAAGUGAACCUAACUCAUUAAAACUUACAGCCUUCUGACCUCAAGUUUGGGGGUCAGCAUUGCCCGUCCAUCCACCGUUACCUUCAGAUGAGGAAUCCGCAUGGGGAGUUGUGCACUUUUACUGCAUAUAAGUAUUAGUGAGACAUUGGUACUGUGUAUUAACAGGUUCACCUCUUGCCAAACACCUUUUUUUGUUGCCUUGAGGACGAUCGCCAUUGUCCUCCGGUCAUCUUGGCAUAACUCAUUUCACUUAACCUCUGUGCAAGAGAAGAUAACGAUUGUAACGCCUUCGCUUAUCGCUGAUAAUAAAAGGAAACUCAUUGUUUAAUAUACAUGAUCCACCAUUUAAAACUGUAGAAAUGGAAUUGCUGCAGCUACACUCACUUCAGGGUCUACUCUCGACGCCUUCGUACUGUCUCUGCAGUGAGCUAGAGACCGACUUUUGCACUGCCUGCUGUUUUGUUUUGUUUUUGUUUGUUCUGUACAGCAGUUUCCUUUUUGUUUGUGAAUAAUUUGUUAACUUUAUCCCACCAACUUAUCCACGAGAUUCCAGUAGCUCUGCCCAAAUCCUGCUUCCUUCAAAUAAACCAAACUGGACCUGGA
Colossoma macropomum (tambaqui) is the source of this 2956-nucleotide messenger RNA. It is a transcript of the gene hadhaa, whose product is annotated as hydroxyacyl-CoA dehydrogenase trifunctional multienzyme complex subunit alpha a. Gene Ontology annotation, cellular component: mitochondrion; mitochondrial fatty acid beta-oxidation multienzyme complex. Gene Ontology annotation, molecular function: long-chain (3S)-3-hydroxyacyl-CoA dehydrogenase (NAD+) activity; enoyl-CoA hydratase activity; NAD+ binding. The transcript has 20 exons. Lineage: Eukaryota; Metazoa; Chordata; Actinopteri; Characiformes; Serrasalmidae. Gene Ontology annotation, biological process: fatty acid beta-oxidation. The coding region runs from base 66 to 2360 and encodes 764 amino acids. The record is from RefSeq and is a predicted model, not a curated record.